AAAAUUUUCAUUAAACUUUUACUUUACAUAAUCAUUGUUGUCGUACAUCAUGUACAAGCAUACGGUCAAGUCCAAAUUGUCGCAGGUUCGCAGUAAUCCGCCUCAGGCCACAGCCACGCCCAUAUCAAAUGGAAAUCAUAGACAAAUGCAUGGCCUGGGGGCUGGCAAGAAGUUCUUUUCCCACAUACGACACAAAAUUGAGGAUAAUCUAACGCCCAGAUUAAGUGGAAAACUAUAUUACAAAGGAAGUAAGCACACACGAUCCAUGAGUGCACUCAGUCUGGUGGACACCAAUGGCUGUGUGGAUGGCAAAUAUACUCCGAAGGUGCCAAUGUCUCUAACCCCAACAACGGCAAAAACAACACCAGCAAUUUCAUCAUCAAUGCAGAUGACCUCGAGCAGCAUAUGUAGUUAUGUGGACAGCGACGACGACUUGGAGAGCCAAUUGAGCUUGAGCCUUAAUCUUGCACAGCAAUCGUUGGAAGAUGAAAUAUUUGCCGAACUGGAGAAGGUUGCCCAUGAUGAGAGCAAAUUGAACGAGGUAUUGCAAAGUUUUGAUCAAAUUCUAAGUGAAUAUCCACCGCCAGUGACCAGCACAGUAGAGGAAAUGCCAAUGGCUAUGGUUACUUCUGUCCCACCUCCGCCACCGCCUGUCGAAUUCAGUGAUGACAAACAGCAACAGCAGCUCUUGUCGAAAUCGUUCAGUUCUCUGAGCAUAACUGGCAGGGGUAAAAGACAAAUUUAUCAAACACCAGAGCUGGCCAAUUCCAUGUUAUUGAUUCGUCGUUCCAACUCCACAAGCAGAUACAGUUCCCUAUGUGAACUGAACGCUCCGUCUUCACUGAAUGGCAGUCGUAUACCCAUUGCCAUAUCAAAGCAUUCUAGCAGUUUGCGUAAAAGUAGCGAAAGCUUCUAUCUGGAGCAGCCAAAGGAUACUAACAAAAAGCGUACCAGAUCCCUGCUGAUCUUAAACACAAGUAAUGUCAUGGCAUCAGCCAUUAAACCCAAACCGAAACGUGCAAAUUCUACAUUGGAAAAGCCACCGCGACGAAGCAAUACCAGCUUAAACAGAGUCAACUCAAGGAACUGCCAAACAUCGACCAAGACGCCCAAUGCCAAUGCCAAUAGUGAUGAGCUGCUGGUCAAAUGUCUGGCCAAAGGUCAUGAGAUUCUACGUAAAGUGGAAAAUCUGAAUACCAGUAAACCGGCACAACGACGUGCCACUCGUGGCAUACACAAAGAGCAUUCGCAGGUGUUAAAGAGCAAAAAAAAAUUGCAGAAAUUGCAAUAUGCCAACGAGGAGAAAGUAAGGAAGCCCAAAUUAGAAUCCUGCAAGAUAAUUCCACCCAAAUUGGGUGAGACAUCGGAUAAAAAUCAGGAGCUAUUGGUUCAGGUUAAAGUGGCAGAGCGUGUGCGUCCUGUUAAACAGAAGCAGGUUGAUGUAGAUCAGGAAGAGCAUAAUGAUUCCGAUGAUUCGGGCCAUAUCAGUAAUACGGUUCUGUCCAUUUCGACAUCAACAACCAAUUCAACGGGCAGCCUAUGCGAAUCCGAAGGCGAGGAUAUGUCCAAUAAAAUGCCUAAAUCGAAUAAAAUUAAAGAACUUUUGGAGAAAUUUGAAGCGAAAGCUUUAAAUGGAAAUCCCACUCCCAAUCUCAGUGCGAUGGCUACCACAACCACGAAAGUGGCUCAGGUUCAGGCAGUACGCUGUAUACACACUCAGGUGGAGAUUUAUCCCACAUACACGAAAGAGGUAACUAUACGGCUGAGCUAAGGCCCAAGAUGAGGGACGAUAAGAUCAACAGCCGAUAUCCCUCCCCCCCCCAAAUUCAGAUAAACAAAACUUAACUUUUAUGCCUUGUAUCUACUAUAUAUUCUAACUGUUAACUGGAAUAAAACUUAUUUAUUUAUUGUAUUAAAGAACAAAUUUUGCUUCUUGGGUUUAUCUUUUCUAAUCUAUCUACUCUAUUU
Molecule: messenger RNA, 1968 nt
Organism: Drosophila willistoni
Lineage: Eukaryota; Metazoa; Arthropoda; Insecta; Diptera; Drosophilidae
Exons: 1
Coding region: 50-1771 (573 amino acids)
Source: RefSeq, a predicted model, not a curated record